AUGAAAAAUUUUAAACUUGUUUUGGGUGAUGAGAGUGUACUCUUUAAGGGAGAGUUGAAUAGAGAGGAUGAGGAAAGAGAGGGUGAAGGGGAGAGAGGGGUAAGAAGAGAAGGGGAGACAUGGGGUGAUAGAGGGAAGGAGGUGGAGGAAGAGGUGAAAGAAGAAGGGGGAGAGUCGGAGAUAGACAGAGAGGGGGAUAUGGAGGGAGAAGAGCUGAGAAGGACGAGAAGAAAAGGAGACAGAAGAAGAAAAGGAGACAGAAGAAGAAAGGGAGAGGGGAAGGGAGGGAGAAGUGGAGAGAGGGAUGGAAAGAAAGAGAGACAGAGGGAAAAAGAGAGAGAAGGAGGGGGGAAAAGAGGAGAGAGGGAUGGGAAGAAAGAGAGAGAGGGAGAAAGAGAAAAAAGAGAGUGGGAGAAAAAGAAAGGAGAUAAAGAGUCAUAUUUACAAAUCACAAAUUUAUCGAAGCUAUCAUAG
Messenger RNA from Leptinotarsa decemlineata (Colorado potato beetle), 474 nucleotides. RefSeq names its product octapeptide-repeat protein T2-like. The record is from RefSeq and is a predicted model, not a curated record. Lineage: Eukaryota; Metazoa; Arthropoda; Insecta; Coleoptera; Chrysomelidae.